Messenger RNA from Anoplopoma fimbria (sablefish), 3718 nucleotides. RefSeq names its product kinesin-like protein KIFC3. The coding region runs from base 6 to 2675 and encodes 889 amino acids. Gene Ontology annotation, molecular function: ATP binding; microtubule binding; microtubule motor activity. The record is from RefSeq and is a predicted model, not a curated record. The transcript has 20 exons. Gene Ontology annotation, biological process: microtubule-based movement. Lineage: Eukaryota; Metazoa; Chordata; Actinopteri; Perciformes; Anoplopomatidae.
UGGUCAUGUUCGGUACAAGAAAGACCUGGGAUCUUGGCCCCGCCCCCUGCCUGCAGGAACUCUGGAAGAAAGACAUCUCAUUGGACGCCAGCUCAGUGGACUUCCUGAUGAGUGAUGGUGAAGACGAAGGCUCUUUCCUGUCUCUGCCCACCGCUGCCUUCUCACACCGCCCCUCUCUGACUGCAGAGCUGUCCGAACCAAACGCACCCAGCCAGCAGCUGCUCAUCCAGGCUCUACAGGACAAAGUGUGUGACUUCGAAGCUCGUCUUCGUUCUGAAGAAGUCUCCCGUCACCUGCUGCUCCAGCAGCUGAAGCAACGGAGCGUCCAGGAGGAGGCGUACAGGAAAACACAUCUCACCAGUACAGCAGGUGAACCACUUUUGGAUCGUGUCCUCUGUCCAGAAGAAGAGCAGCUCGUUACUCGGCUGCGCACACAGGUGGAGGAGCUGGAGGAGAAGCUGUCGGAUCAGACUGAGGAGGUGGAGAGACUUCGCUCUGAACUGGGGGCGACAGACCUGGAGAAGCAGCUGGAGCUGCUGAUGGUGGAGAACCAGCGUCUGAAGCAGCAGCUGAAGUCAUGCAGGAGUUCAGAGCUUCAGAGCCUCGAGGCCGCUGGAGAGAGCUGCAGCCACUGCCCCCACAGACAGGAUGCGGAGUCCCUGCAGAGGGAGGUGUCUCGCUGGGAGAACCAGGCCCGGCAGAGGGAGCGACGGCUGGCUGAGCUGGAGCGAGAGCUCCUGGAGAAAACCUCCAGAGUGGAGAGUCUCCGGCGGCAGCUGGACGACGGCCGGAGGCAGCUGGAGGAGUCGAGGCGGAGGCAGGAAGAGGCCGAGCAGAAACUCUCCCUCCGACUACAGGAGUGUGAGGAGGAGCUCGCCAGGCAGGCAGCAACGCCCCCCAGAGUCAAGUAUGUGACUCAGACGGUGGAGGUGGAGUCAGCUGACUCUCAGAGAGCUCUGGCUGAGCUGCAGAUGAAGAACGCCGGCUUGCAGGAGCAGCUGUCGGUGCAGAGGACGCUGCUGAGGGAACUCGAGACGCAGCUGCACGAGUCGCAGAGGACCUGCGCUCAGCUCAGGACGCAGAUCCUGGUGUAUGAAGGGGAGAUGGAGCGAGCUCAGGGUCAGCUGGAGGUGGAGAUGCAGAAUCUGGAGGAGGAGAAGAACCGUGUGAUCGAGGAGGCGUUCAUCAGAGCGGAGAGCGAGAUGAAGGCUGUCCAUGAGAACCUUGCAGGAGUGCGUAUGAACCUGCUGAGCCUGCAGCCGGCCCUCCGGACCCUCACCUGUGACUACUACUGUCUGAAGAGGCAGGUGCAGGAGUUCCCCUUCAUGCUGGACAAAGCUAUCACCGAGGCCAAGCACGAGAUCUGCCAGGUGAUCAGCGAGGUGAGCACCACCAAUCAGGAGCUGCUGCGUAAAUACAAGAGAGAGAUGAACCUGAGGAAGAAAUGUCACAACGAGCUGGUUCGACUCAAAGGUAACAUCCGUGUCUUCUGCCGCGUCCGGCCGGUCAGUCUCGAGGAGCAGGACUCCGCCGACUCCAAAACCAUGCUGAGCUUCGACUCGGAGGACGACGCCAUCCUUUACCUGUCCAACAAGGGCAAAAUGAUGACCUUUGACCUGGACAAAGUCUUCACUCCUCAGGCCACACAGGAAGAGGUGUUUCAGGAGGUCCAAUCUCUGGUCACUUCCUGUAUCGAUGGCUUUAACGUCUGCAUCUUCGCCUACGGACAGACGGGCUCGGGGAAGACUUUCACCAUGGAGGGCGCCGUGGACAACCCCGGCAUCAACCAGCGAGCGCUGCGCCUGCUGUUCUCCGAGGUGAUGGAGAAAGCUCCAGACUGGGACUACAGGAUCUCCGUCAGCAUGGUGGAGAUCUACAACGAGACUCUGCGGAACCUGCUUGGGGAGAAUCCUUCGGACAAGCUGGACAUCAAGAUGAACCCAGAUGGCAGUGGACAGCUCUACGUCCCCGGACUGACCCAGUUCCUAGUUCAGAGCCCUGAGGACAUCAACAGGGUAUUUGAGUUGGGUCACAUGAACAGAGCGACGGCCUGCACCAACCUGAAUGAACACAGCUCUCGUUCUCACGCUCUGCUCAUCAUCACCGUGUCUGGCCUCAACUCUGCUACUGGAAACCGCACACAAGGUAAGCUGAACCUGGUGGACCUGGCGGGCUCGGAGAGGAUCGGGAAGUCGGGGGCGGAGGGCAGUCGCCUCAGAGAAGCUCAGUGCAUCAACAAAUCUCUGUCGGCGCUCGGUGACGUCAUCAACGCGCUGCGGGGCCGACACGCCCACGUCCCCUUCAGGAACUCCCGCCUCACGUACCUGCUGCAGGACUCUCUAAACGGGGACAGCAAGACGCUCAUGAUGGUCCAGGUGUCUCCUCUGCCCGGUAACAUGAGCGAGUCCGUCUGCUCGCUGAAGUUCGCUCAGCGCGUUCGCAGCGUGGAGCUGAUGUCUUCGUCCUCCAGGAGACACGAGAACUCGUCCACGUCGUCCUCGCCAACCCACGACAGCGUGGAGCUGGACUCUCCCCCGGUCACCCCCGUCCCUCUCCCCAUCUCUCGGGCUAGCAGUGCCGGCUCCACCCUCUCCUCCGCCUCCAGAACUCCCAGCAGCACCCGCAGGAGGUCCCAGUCCCAGCUGUCCACUGGACGACUGAAGCUGACGGCCUGAGGGACCUGGAGACCGGCUGUGGGGGGGUCCAGGUCUGCAGGGUGUCUGCCAACACUCUGAAGGUUUUUCCCUGCUGGGACACCGACUCCCUCCUCGGCCCGCGGGGUUGAUAACCAGCCACUGACGGGAGCGGGAUGAAGAAGCUAAGACUGAUGGGAACUUUCCAGAACAAUCUCAAAGAACAAACUCGUUGUGUGUUCUUGCUGUGAUGAUAAACAUUUCAAGAUCCAAAGUGACUUUAAUGAGAAACGACUGAUCCCCUAAAGUUCUAGAACCCGUCUGGACUAAAUCCUUAAUCACGUUUAUUUCUGACAGUAUACGCUUCCAAUCACAGUAUUUCUUUUAUUGUUUUUGUAAAGUUGCACUUUAACCUUUUGAGAUUUUUUUCUAAUCCACAAUUCCAGAUGUGGUUUAAUUAUAAUAUAUGCAUAAUAUGGUUCUAUAUUUAUGUUUGCUUUCAUUGAGUUUUUAGGAUGCUGAACAUGUGAAAAGAGGUUGAUCUUAAAGUUCUCUGACUGAACUCUCAGGAGAUCUUUUCUUUUCAACAUUAAUCUCAUUUCAUCACGUCUUGAAUCCUCUUCUGUAGUUUUCUAACGGAGGCUGUCUUUGUGUCCUCGUGGUCCUCCUUUAUCCAAUCAGGGUAGCCCAGCGGUGCCGAGCUGUCCAAUCAGAAGAGAGCAAUAGGAGAGCUCCUCCUGUGUUCACGUUAAUCCUCUUCCUGUGGAUGUUUUUAUUUUUCAUUCGUCUUCUUUCUGCUCGCUGAACAAAAAUAAUCUUCUUCACUUUCUUCACUGUGCUCCUGCUGUGUAUCUCUAUUAAUAAAUGUAGGAAGCCACGGGUGACCUUUGACCUCAGCCAUAACAGAUCUGUAGCUGUGGACUGGUGGGUUUGAGGUGAGGAGUUGUUGGUAGUUUAGAAACAGGAAUGCAUAGAAACGCUUUGAGUGUCGUUGACCUGAUGAUCAACACGUCUGCUUGCUUUGUGUCUGCUGUAGAUUUCUACAGGGAGUUUUUUUUUGUAUUCCUUUUUAAUAAAUAAACAUC